This is a messenger RNA of Ostertagia ostertagi, 1014 nucleotides long. The record is from the annotation of a GenBank genome assembly. NCBI's taxonomy places the organism in Eukaryota, Metazoa, Nematoda, Chromadorea, Rhabditida, Trichostrongylidae.
AUGUCGCCCACACUCAAACCAUUCAAAACGCGCUUGACAAAACUAGGGAAAACCCUAGAGGAACUACUACGAGACUCCCAGCACUGGACAACUUACAUCCCGCCCAGGCUCGAUGAUGAAGAAGAGACUAUCGAUCAUCUUAUAGCAAAGAAAAGGACACUGAAACAACGCUUGCAGAAUAUACAAGCCGCGAAGUCGUCUCUAGAAAAUGCAGUAGCUAGCUUCGACGACGCCUUCAACAGAAUGGAACAGGAACAACAGGCGCAAGAAGAAGAUGCGUACGGAACUUAUACAGAGGCGGCUUGGGAGGCAAUCACGUCAGCCGAAGCAACGAUCGUCAAGAUGAGAGAGAAGGAAGUAGAAGUCGAAAAUACGCUGGAAAAUCUACAACGGACAUCCGUAAGGCGGAACCACGGAGAUGGGACCAAUGAAGUCCUAGCAGUGUCGUCGAGAGAAUCAAGACAGAGUUCACCUGCAUCGUCAAUACCAGUUCAAGUUCAAGCGUUCUUACCACGUCUACAGCUGCCUAAAUUCAGUGGAAAACGACAAGAAUGGGAUUCCUUUUGGGCUACAUUCAAGUCAAGCAUCGAUGAUCAGCCUCUUAGUCAAAUGAUGAAGUUCAAUUAUUUGCUACAGGCGCUAGUCGGAGAAGCCCGACAAACAGCAGCACAAUUCGAAAUGAUCGAAGAAAACUACCAGAUCGUCAUCGAUUUUUUGAAGAAGAAAUAUGGCUCGGACAGCCUCAUAAUCGAAGAACUACUAGCACACCUUGAACAAAUUCGUGCCGAGGGAGCCAGCACAAGGCAACAAGCCAAUUUACUAGAACGGAUUACAGCACUGUUGAUGCAGUUAUCUACAAAAGGCCAGGAUAUUAACCACCGCUUGAUUUUAAACAUGGUAUUGAGAAAAUUCAAUGCGGACAUACAAACUAAAGCGCUAGAAAAGCGCGACUUUAGAGGAUAUCAACCAAUGGACCUGGCAGACAUUACGUCAACAUCUCUCGGUCAUCAUUGA